This is a messenger RNA of Apis florea (little honeybee), 1158 nucleotides long. RefSeq names its product activating signal cointegrator 1 complex subunit 2-like. Gene Ontology annotation, molecular function: ubiquitin binding. Lineage: Eukaryota; Metazoa; Arthropoda; Insecta; Hymenoptera; Apidae. The record is from RefSeq and is a predicted model, not a curated record. Gene Ontology annotation, biological process: regulation of DNA-templated transcription.
UAUAAUUAUAACAUUAUAUCUAGAAAUACUAUAAAAGAAGAAGAAAUUAAGAAACAAGUGGAUGAAUAUCUUGAUUUAUUAAGUUCUGUAAUUUCUGAAAAAGAAUUCGUUACAGAUUAUGACCAAUUUUAUCCUAUUAAAUCAGAUUUGAAUAUAUUAUCAACUCUUUGUUCCGAUCCUGACCAAAUAAAUUAUAAUUAUAUAGUACAAUCAGUCAAUGCAAUUACUGGUAAAUCCAAUGAUUUAUUAAAUAUUUUUUCUAAUAUAAGUGAAGCUGUAGCUGGACCUAGUGGUAUUUCAAGUCAAACAGCCAUAUCUGAAAAUAUAAAUUCUUCAAAUAAAAAACAAAAACCUAUAACAAAAAAUUUUGUUGAAUUAGCUUCCCUUGUUAGUGAGGUCAAAGAUAUAUUACAUGAUUUGGAUGAAUAUUUCAUUGAGAUAAGUUUGAAGUAUUAUGAUUAUAAUACAGAAGCAUUAAUAAAUGCAAUUUUAGAAGAAUCUUUACCCACAGAAUUAAAAGAGUUAAAAGACUUAAGGCAUUCACAAAUGUCUGCUUCACCAAUUUGCACAGAAACUUUAAAUAAUGAAAAUUUAGAUUGUAAUUUUGAAACGUUGAACAUACUUGAUAAUUAUAAUAAUGAUAAUAAUGAUAAUAAUGAUAUUAAAACUCAAGAAAUUAUAAAUAUAUCUAAAGAUUAUAUAAUCAAAAAUUAUGAUCUUGUCACAGAUGUUUAUGAUGACGAGUAUGAUGAUACAUAUGACAAUCGCGAUGUACGCGGUAAUACUCAAGAUGAUACUACUGAAAUAGAUAGGCCUUUUACUAUACCAAGAAUUCUUCGGGACAGACAAAAAGUUGAAACUGUAAGUGAAUCAGUAUCAGAUGAUGAUGAUGAUGAUGAUGACGAUGAUGUAAGGAAUAAUCAAAAUGGAAAAGACUUUGUACAAAAUCCAGAAGAAUUACGUGCUAAAGCGGAGCAACGAAGGCAAAUGCGAGAUAGUAGAUUUGCACCAAAUGUGAUUGGUAAUCCUAAAGGUCAUGGGCAAAAAAAAGAUGUUUUAUAUAACAGGCAGCAGAAAAAUGUUAGAAAAGCAAAACAUGCUAAUCAUAAUCGUCGUUCUGGUGCUCAGUUUACGAAUCAAGGAAUGAUUCCAUCAUAA